Messenger RNA from Dermochelys coriacea (leatherback sea turtle), 3466 nucleotides. RefSeq names its product membrane associated ring-CH-type finger 7 (gene MARCHF7). Gene Ontology annotation, biological process: protein autoubiquitination. Gene Ontology annotation, molecular function: ubiquitin conjugating enzyme binding; ubiquitin binding; zinc ion binding. NCBI's taxonomy places the organism in Eukaryota, Metazoa, Chordata, Testudines, Dermochelyidae. The coding region runs from base 328 to 2541 and encodes 737 amino acids. The record is from RefSeq and is a predicted model, not a curated record. Gene Ontology annotation, cellular component: nucleus. The transcript is spliced from 12 exons.
GGGGCUAUGACUGGCGACUCGGGGCUGUCGCCAUUGUGAGUUCUGCAGGCGGAGGUGGCCGGGCCACCCGCAGCGGGGGGUGUCUGGGACGGGACGAAGGCUCGGCUCACCAGGUGUGGAUCAGUCCUGCCAGUGCCACCCUCCGAACCGCUUCGUCCUGGGGCCAGCCUCAGCCUGGGCCCCGAACACCAGACCAGACCCUGGUAGGGCUUGCCGAGCAGCGCAGACUCGCUCCCAGCAUGACCCCUCCCCUGGGCCUAGGGAGUUGCCCUGUUCGCUCUCCUGACAGGGCUGGGGGAGUAGCCGCACCUUCUUGAAACACCAAGAAUGGAGUCUAAACCUUCAAGGAUUCCUCGAAGGAUAUCAGUUCAACCCUCCAGUUCCUCCUCUUUAAGUGCCAGAACAUUGUCUGGAAGCAGUUUAACUGACGCAUAUCAUACAAGAGAAUCUUCACUGAGACUGGAUUCUGGAUGUCAGGAAUCCAAUCUGUUGCAUAGUUCCAGUAGAGACUGGGGAAUUGGAGAAAGAGGAGAAGCUCAUGAAACUCCUUGGAAGCUUUCUAGUUCCUCUCCAACUCGCUAUUCGGGGACACUUGAUCGUCCAUGGUCUGGAAGAUUUUUGGGAAGCAGAAGCAGAUUGUCUACAUCCUCUUCCUCUCCUCUUUCAUCUACUUGGUAUGGUGAAUCUGAGAGAACUCAGGGAGCAUACUCAAGACUACAUAACCAGCAGCGGGAUAGUGAUUCAAAGAGACCUAAGCUUUCCUAUACAUCUACCUCUUCUGUGAGAAGUAAUGGCUUAAAUGCAGUUUCAGAUUCCUCAUGGAGGUAUAAUCAAGUUCCUAGAUCUUCAUCAGUGGUACUCAGUUCUCUGGGAACUGAGCUAGUGAGAGAGAGGAGAGAGCUAGAAAGGAGAACAGAUCCAUCUGUUAGCAGUCUUGUGGAUUAUAGUCACAGGAGUGGUGACUUUACAUCUUCAGCAUAUCUUCAGGAUAGACCUGCCUCUUCAUAUGCACAAGGAGCAAGACCAAAAGAUAAUUCAUUGAGCACUUUGAGACUGAAUACAUCCAUGAACCGCCAGCUGCCUUCUGAACAUGAAUCAUCUUUAUUAUCCGGAGUCUCCAGCAGGAGCUCUUCAAGAUCUAACUAUUCUAAAAGGGAAAUGGAAUCUUCCCAAAGGAAUAUACAGCCAGAGUUUACCCACAUUGCCAUUAGAGAUGAAAUUCCUUCCACAAGCAGCACUGAAAGGAUUCCGUCUCAAAGAUCACUCAGUGAGCCUCCAGCAGAUACUGAAGGAAGGCGUACAACUAGACAAUUACUAUCUCGUUUAGCUUCUAGUAUGUCCUCUACAUUUUUCUCACGGAGGUCUAGCCAAGACUCAUUAAAUGCAAGAUCAUCAGAUUCUGAAGAUUCAUGUGUUCUCCCAAGAGUUCAAACUUCUACCCAAUCUAGCACUAAUGCAACUGCACGUCCUGAAGUUCCAGGCAUUCAGACACCUGAAGCUUCUCAGGGAUUUAGCUUCCUUAGACGAAGAUGGGGUUUAUCAGGUGUUUCACAGAAUCAUAGUUCUGAUUCAAGUCCUGAAAGUUACAGACAAGAGUCUGAAAGUAGAAAUACAGGAUCCUGGUUAUCAUCAUCUCUAAGAAAUAGAUGUACACCUCUGUUCUCCAGAAGAAGGCGAGAAGGAAGAGAUGAAUCUGCAAGAACUUCUAUCUCUGAUACACCUGCUAGAUCACUACACCUCUUUAGGAGAAGAGAGUCUAGCGAAGAGACUGCACUUGAAGCACAGAGCCGCUCCCCUGGGGCUGCUGCCAACAGACCACCAAGAUCAGCAGUAUCUAGCAGUCCUACAAUUACUGCUUCCACACCAGAUUCAGCUCACAGUAGAAGAAAUUCUGGAAUAUCAGGAAUUCUUCCCGGCUCUUUAUUCCGGUUUGCAGUACCCCCAGCAUUAGGAAGCAGCAUAUCUGACAAUGUUAUGAUAACGGUAGAUAUUAUUCCCUCAGGUUGGAAUCAACCUGAUGGAGAAGAAAGUGACAAGUCUAAAGUAUUACCUUCAAGAGAUCCUGAAAGACUCCAGAAAAUUAAAGAGAGCCUCCUGUUAGAGGACACUGAAGAGGAGGAAGGUGAUUUAUGUAGAAUCUGCCAGAUGUCAUCUGCAUCUUCUACCAACCUCUUAAUAGAGCCGUGCAAAUGUACUGGAAGUCUGCAAUAUGUUCAUCAGGAAUGCAUGAAAAAAUGGCUGCAGUCCAAGAUUAAUUCUGGUUCUUCUUUGGAAGCAGUAACUACCUGUGAGCUGUGUAAAGAGAAGUUGCAUCUUAAUCUUGAGGAUUUUGAUAUUCAUGAACUCUAUAGGGCACAUGCAAAUGAACAAGCAGACUAUGAAUUUAUCAGCUCUGGUCUCUACCUUGUAGUGUUGUUACACUUGUGUGAACAACGCUUUUCUGAUAUGCUGGGAACUGCAAGUGAGGCCAGCACACGUGUCAGGUUUAUUAACCUUGCAAGAACUCUUCAGGCACAUAUGGAAGAUAUUGAAAACCUUUAAGAAGGCUUUUGAUUGUACUAUAUUAUUCCAACAGCUUCAGAGGAUGAUUCCGAAGAUAGUGAUGCUGGCAGAAGUUUUGACACUGCUUAAUGCUGCAAGAGCUAAACAGAAGUGCUGCAAAGAUGCUGAACUGGCAAGAAAGUACCAUCAAUAAGCAUUUAUUUUUUGCUCUUUAGUAGAAAGCGCAUUGAAUAUUACUAUAGUUUGUAAAGCAUUACUGAACUCAAUCUGUUGCUGCAUACCAGAACACAAACAGUGAAUUUGAAAAGUAUUCAGCAAGGUGUGCAAGAGUUAGAUAUACAACACUGUAUCCCCUUUGAGAUGGGAUGUUAUGCCUUGUUUUGAAAAAGUAGAUUUUAAAUAUUUAAGGAAGUCCUAUCUCCCUUUAUAUUAACUUCUUACUGUAGUCAGAUUGCUGGAUCAAGUUUUCCUCCUAUACUGGUAAUUGUGUGUUUUUUGGGUGGUGGGACCCAUGUACUUAUAGCAUACAUUUUUCUUUUAAAAAUGCUUAUGUUGUAGUUUCUUAUAAUCACUUGCUUCCAGUGUUAACAUAGGAUGAAUGGGUACUGUAAAACUACAGUGUUCAGUUUCCAAAUUUUAUUUGAAGAGUGUUUAAACUCAACAGCAAUAAGAACAUGCAAGGGGCUUCUACUAUUAAAGUGAUGAUAGCUUUUUUUAUGUACUGAUUUGGAAAUUUGAGAUUAUAUUUGAUAUUAUGUGGAUAUUCCAUUAAGGAAGUAUUGCAGCUGUGAAUUCUUGCAUUUUGGCAUUCCUGGCAGAAAUGCAACUUGAUAGGAUUUAAAAUCUUAAUUGAUCCGUUUAGCUUAAACCUUUUUUAGAUCCCACAUUCACUGUUAAAGCACUGGUUAUAUCAAUGUGUUUUCUAGUGGUGUCACUUCUUUAUAAAUAAAGACGAUGCAUAGAA